AACAUGGUGUAACCAUUCUGUAACCCGAAAAAAAGCAUGGUUUAUUCUUCCUUAUACUGAUAAAGUUUGUACUUUGUAAUAUCAGUCAGGUCAUGAGCAGGUACUUAAUUUCAGACGGCGUCAGAACUUAUUUGUUCAGGACUUUUAUUUUAAAAGAAAAGUUGAAACGUUAUUCAAAGGUAUGUAUUAGCCAAAAAGGAGUUGUUUUGAAUAGCUCAGGUUGCCGGUUUUACUCGACCAAAACAGACUCUGCCCAACCGGAGGAAUGUUUCGAGAACAAAAUUAUUUACAACUCUGUCAUCAACAAGUACAACUUCAUUCAACGAAAGAUGUUGGAAAAGCAUUCGGAAGAGGAGCCUGUCGAGGUUUCCUCGUACGCCCUCAGGCUUAUUUCGGAUGAUAUGAAAUGCGAUGAAAACAAGGAGGAGGAUUGCGAAGAGACGGAUCAGGUCCGUUUUCCCUUCUCGUCUGACAUCCUCAACACUAAAGUCUCUGUACACGACGUCGAAGAAAGAAGCGAAGAUAUAGACUGGGACAGUGAAAAUUGGAGAACGCAGAGCGUGGUUCCAUUGAACGCCAGGGGAAAAAAAUGGAUGAAUGACUACGAACAAUAUACACUCGACGAAACAGAGGAAACAGAUUUCGGAGAUUGGAACUUAAAUUAUGGAACAUGCAAUCCUAAUGUUCCGGUUAGCAAAGUGCCCUGUGGUGGAUGUGGUGCAUAUUUACAUUGCCAGGAUUUUUCUAUACCUGGAUACUUACCAUAUGAGAUCUUCAAAAAGUGUACAGAUGUUAAUUUACGGUCAAUCACUUGCCAGAGGUGUCAUUUCUUUACAAACUACAAUGCUGCAUUGUCUGUCACGGUAGAUCCUGAUUCGUAUCCCACGCUGAUUUCAAAAAUAAAGAAUGAAAAAGCGAUGGUUUUGUUAAUGGUCGAUUUGACAGACUUUCCAUGUAGUAUAUGGCCAGGUCUCUUAGAUUUAAUAGGUAAAAAACGACCAAUAUUCUUGGUCGGAAACAAAGUAGACUUGCUCUGGGGAGAUUCAAAAGGAUGGUUUAAUCAUGUACAAGAGGUUCUGAGGAAGGCCCUUCCUCGUGAAGCUCGGGUUGAACAUGUACAACUUAUCUCAGCCAAAACGGGUUUCGGAGUCGAAGAGCUCAUCACGAAACUUCACAACGUCUGGAGGUACAAGGGUGAUGUUUAUCUUGUCGGAUGUACGAACGUCGGCAAGUCCACUCUUUUUAAUUCAUUACUGCAGUCCGAUUAUUGCAAAGUGAGGGCGAGGGAUUUCGUGCAAAGAGCCACUACUUCCCCAUGGCCAGGAACGACUCUUAAUCUACUUAAAUUUCCCAUUAUGAAUCCGGAGGGUUGGAGGCUGUAUUUAAGGACUAUUCGUUUGCUUCAAGAUAAAAAGCAAAUUCACAAAGAAAAAAAGCUGAGAAAAGAACAGAUACAAUCUUUGAGAAUGAAACUCCAAACUCCACCACAAUUAAUAGGCCAUAUAGGAAAAACAUUCUACGCUAGUAAAACAAUGGGUGGCUCUGCUGAUGGUUUUUCAAUUGCUAACAGGGAGGAAAUGAAAGAUGCAGUCAUCCCUCAAUCGGGUUUGGAUCCAGAUGACAAGAACUUACAAAAAAGUCGUUGGGUUUAUGACACUCCUGGUGUGCUGCAUGACGCACAGAAUUUAGAUCUACUUACAACUGAGGAAAUUGUGCAAGUACUACCAAAGGAAAUGAUUGAGCCAAGGAGCUUUUUACUAAAACCAGAAUGGACUUUGUUUGUUGGUGGCAUGGCACGGUUGGAUUUCAUAAGUGGUAAUACAUUUAUGAGGUGCACUGUAUUUUCCUCGAAAUAUCUACCAGUUACCAUUUGCUUGACUUCAAACGCUGAGGAAGUUUACGAGAACCUCGUCGGCACUGACAAAAUGGGAAUUCCGAUCGGCAGAGGGGAAAGGCUGACGAAGUGGCCGGGCCUAGCGAAAGGGAAGGAGACAACUUUUUGCGGUUUGAGCAAAUAUGAAAGUUGUGCCGACAUAGUGCUCUCGUCUUGUGGAUGGGUCUCGAUUACACCAAACGAUAAAGAGAUGUGUACGUUACUUCCAUGGACUCCACAGGCAAGAGGGAUAUACGUUCGGAUUCCUGCACUGCUGCCUCAUGUUGUCAACCAACGGGGAAAGAGAAUUUCAAAACUCCCUGCUUACCAAAGAACAAAACCUAAUUACCUUCUGUUUUAGGGUGUUACAAUCUUUAUCAGUCAUGUAAAUAUUUGUAAAUAAAUUGUUUUAAAUUCUAUAAA
Cimex lectularius (bed bug) is the source of this 2296-nucleotide messenger RNA. RefSeq names its product nitric oxide-associated protein 1. Gene Ontology annotation, molecular function: GTP binding. NCBI's taxonomy places the organism in Eukaryota, Metazoa, Arthropoda, Insecta, Hemiptera, Cimicidae. The record is from RefSeq and is a predicted model, not a curated record. Bases 93 to 2234 code for a protein of 713 amino acids. The transcript has 10 exons.